This is a messenger RNA of Salvia splendens (bonfire salvia), 3791 nucleotides long. Its product is annotated as cellulose synthase A catalytic subunit 1 [UDP-forming]. The record is from RefSeq and is a predicted model, not a curated record. NCBI's taxonomy places the organism in Eukaryota, Viridiplantae, Streptophyta, Magnoliopsida, Lamiales, Lamiaceae. Gene Ontology annotation, molecular function: cellulose synthase (UDP-forming) activity. The transcript has 13 exons. Gene Ontology annotation, cellular component: membrane. The coding region runs from base 202 to 3564 and encodes 1120 amino acids. Gene Ontology annotation, biological process: cellulose biosynthetic process.
GAUGGAGUGUGGUCGGAAGUGAGGUGAAUAGAGACAGAGGAGACACAAAAAGAGAGAGAUGGCUGAGUGAUUGAGUCGAUUUCGAUGCGCUUCUUCUUCUCCUUCUUCUUCUUCUCAGCUCGAAUCGAGUGUUGAGUGCUUUAAUUCAACAGGAAACACACCGAUCGAAAUUCAGCAUUUCCUGCUGUAAAUUAGGGGACAAUGGAGGCGACUGGGGGAAUGGUGGCUGGAUCUCACAAGAGGAAUGAGCUAGUUAGAAUUUGCCAUGAAUCUGAUAGUGGGUCGAAACCUGUGAAGAAUCCGAAUGGGCAGAUAUGCCAGAUUUGUGGAGAUACUGUUGGAGUGACUGCCACUGGUGAUGUCUUUGUUGCUUGCAAUGAGUGUGCGUUCCCGGUUUGUCGUGCCUGUUAUGAAUAUGAGCGGAAAGAUGGGAAUCAAGCAUGCCCGCAGUGCAAGACUCGUUACAAGAGACACAAAGGGAGUCCGAGAGUUGAUGGGGAUGACGAUGAGGAGGACGGUGAUGAUUUGGAGAAUGAGUUUAGUUAUUCUCAGGGGAAAAUGAAGGCUAGAUCUCAAUGGCAGGCUGAUGAGGUUGAGCUCUCUGCAUCGUCUAGACAUGAAUCUCAGCAACCAAUCCCACUUCUUACCAAUGGACAGCCAGUCUCUGGUGAGAUUCCUCCUUCCAUACAAGAUACUCAUUCUGUUAGAAGUACAUCUGGUCCUUUGGGUCCUGGAGACCGUGUUCACUCCCUCCCUUAUGUUGAUCCACGACAGCCGGUUCCUGUGAGAAUAGUCGACCCUUCUAAAGACUUGAAUUCUUACGGACUUGGAAACGUUGACUGGAAGGAGAGGGUCGAAGGUUGGAAACUAAAACAGGAGAAAAACAUGGUAAACAUGAACAACCGAUACAGUGAAGGGAAAGGAGAUAUUGAAGGCACUGGAUCAAAUGGAGAAGAAUUGCAAAUGGCUGAUGAUGCUCGCCAGCCUAUGAGCCGCGUGCAGCCUAUUUCCUCUUCUCAUCUUACCCCCUAUCGUGUUGUGAUCAUUCUUCGGCUAAUCAUAUUGGGAUUUUUCUUGCAAUACCGUUGCACCCAUCCGGUGAAGGAUGCUUAUCCUCUGUGGCUGACAUCUGUUAUAUGCGAAGUUUGGUUUGCUUUGUCAUGGCUUCUCGACCAGUUCCCGAAAUGGUAUCCAGUUAGUCGUGAGACCUUUCUUGAAAGACUUGCACUGAGAUACGACAGAGAGGGCGAGCCUUCCCAGUUAGCACCUAUUGAUGUGUUCGUCAGUACCGUGGAUCCCAUGAAAGAGCCUCCUCUUGUAACUGCCAACACAGUCUUAUCCAUCCUGGCCGUGGACUACCCUGUCGACAAAGUCUCAUGCUAUGUUUCAGAUGAUGGUGCUGCAAUGCUUACCUUUGAAGCCCUCUCUGAAACGGCCGAGUUUGCCAAGAAAUGGGUACCUUUCUGCAAGAAGCAUCACAUCGAACCUAGGGCACCUGAGUUCUAUUUUCAACAGAAGAUAGAUUACCUGAAGGACAAGAUUCAACCUUCUUUCGUCAAAGAACGCAGAGCAAUGAAGAGAGAAUACGAAGAAUUUAAGGUCCGAAUAAAUGCUCUCGUUGCAAAGGCUCAGAAGAUGCCUGAAGAAGGGUGGACGAUGCAAGAUGGAACUGCUUGGCCUGGGAACAACACACGGGAUCAUCCAGGAAUGAUUCAGGUCUUUCUGGGGCAUAGUGGAGGUUUUGACACUGAUGGAAAUGAGCUACCUCGAUUGGUUUAUGUUUCUCGUGAGAAGCGUCCUGGAUUCCAGCAUCACAAGAAAGCUGGAGCUAUGAAUGCUUUGAUUCGUGUGUCCGCUGUCCUUACUAAUGGAGCAUAUAUUUUGAACGUCGAUUGUGAUCACUACUUCAACAACAGUAAAGCUUGUAAAGAAGCCAUGUGCUUUAUGAUGGAUCCUGCUUACGGAAGGAAGACCUGCUACGUUCAGUUUCCACAGCGUUUCGAUGGCAUUGACUUGCACGAUAGAUAUGCUAACCGUAACAUUGUCUUUUUCGAUAUCAACUUGAAAGGGUUGGAUGGCCUUCAGGGUCCUGUCUAUGUGGGAACUGGGUGCUGCUUCAACAGACAAGCGCUGUAUGGUUACGACCCUGUCCUAACGGAAGAGGAUCUGCAGCCAAACAUUAUCGUCAAGAGCUGUUGUGGGUCGAGGAAGAAAGGGAGGCAUGCCAAUAAGAAAUACGUCGAUAAGAAGAGAGCAGCUAAAAGGACUGAAUCGACCAUCCCGAUCUUUAAUAUGGAGGACAUAGAAGAGGGAGUAGAAGGAUAUGACGACGAGAAGUCACUUCUCAUGUCUCAAAAGAGCUUGGAGAAGCGAUUUGGUCAAUCUCCUGUCUUCAUUGCUGCCACCUUUAUGGAAAUGGGAGGCAUACCGCCCUCGACGAAUCCUGCAACUCUAUUGAAAGAAGCUAUCCACGUCAUUAGUUGUGGAUACGAGGAUAAGACUGAGUGGGGCAAAGAGGUAUACUGUUGUACUUUAUUAGUUUUUCGAGUCCAUCUAUGUGAUUUUUUGGUGUGGUUUCUUGAAAUGAAGUUUGAGGCAUUAACUCGGUCGGGCCUAAUUUUUCAGAUCGGGUGGAUCUAUGGUUCCGUCACGGAGGAUAUCUUGACCGGCUUUAAGAUGCACGCACGUGGAUGGAUUUCCAUCUACUGCAUGCCUCCUCGCCCAGCAUUCAAGGGUUCGGCUCCUAUCAAUCUGUCUGAUCGUCUCAAUCAGGUGCUUCGGUGGGCUCUGGGCUCCAUCGAGAUCAUGCUAAGUAGGCAUUGCCCGAUAUGGUAUGGCUACAACGGGAAACUGCAGCUCUUGGAGAGGCUCGCGUACAUCAACACCAUCGUGUACCCGCUCACCUCGAUCCCGUUGCUCGCCUACUGUGUUCUUCCUGCUAUAUGUCUUCUCACCAACAAAUUCAUCAUUCCCGAGAUAAGCAACUUUGCUAGCAUGUGGUUUAUUCUGCUCUUCAUCUCGAUUUUCGCCACCGGCAUACUCGAAAUGAGGUGGAGCGGCGUCAGCAUCGAGGACUGGUGGAGAAACGAGCAGUUCUGGGUCAUCGGUGGGACGUCCGCGCAUCUCUUCGCCGUCUUUCAAGGUCUCCUGAAGGUGCUGGCCGGCAUCGACACCAACUUCACGGUCACGUCGAAGGCGUCCGACGAGGACGGCGACUUCGCGGAGCUCUACGUGUUCAAGUGGACGGCCCUCCUCAUCCCCCCGACCACGGUCCUCAUGUUCAACAUCGUCGGGAUCGUGGCCGGCGUCUCGUACGCCAUCAACAGCGGGUACCAGUCGUGGGGCCCGCUCUUCGGGAAGCUCUUUUUCGCCAUUUGGGUGAUUGUCCACUUGUAUCCCUUCCUCAAGGGUCUCCUCGGGCGGCAGAACCGCACCCCGACCAUCGUCAUUGUCUGGUCGAUCCUACUUGCCUCGAUCUUCUCGCUGCUGUGGGUCCGCAUCGACCCCUUCACGUCGGACGCUUCGAAGCGGGCCGCGCAAGGGCAGUGUGGUGUCAACUGUUAAGGUUGCUUGUGUAUAUAUACAGAAGACAUGAAAGUAGAAACAACGUCAUUUUGGGGAGAAAGCUAAGUUCUGUUCUAUCAAUCUUUCUCAAGAUUUUUGGCCAAUUUCUAUUCAAACUAUAAUUUAUUUUUUUUGUAUACAGUGUUGUUUCAAGCAAGCAUUUGUAUUUAGUAUUUAUGGCAAAAACCUAUGCCUUAACACUUAUAAUAUUCCCCUUUUUUGGUGCA